AUGCUUUGGAAGGAUCAGAGUCUCCGGGAUACCGUGGCAGCAUGCGAGCAGUAUCACGGCCUCCAACACCUGCAGUUGGAUGACAUGGACCCCUAUGAGGCUUACAAGAACUUUUACAAAUUAGCCCACGGUCCCCUCUGGUCCCAGGUUCCUGCAGCUGUAGAUGACUAUUGGCGAUAUCUGAGGCAGCAACGGCUGCACAUGGACCUGAUGAAGCCCCUCAGACAGGGUAACUUGAUCGCGUGGCACACUUUGGCAUGCUGUCCUGCCGGCUCGCUGGUCGUUGCCAUGAACGAUGAGGCGCACAGGAGGCGAGAUGCUGUCCUGCAUAUCUGGGUGCCCAUUGUCCCCGCCAGCAUCGUGGGGUCGAUCUACUGGCCGUGCCACUACGGCACCGUGAUAACCGUGCAAAAAGACUGGAACUCGCGGGACGACCUUCGGAAAGCUUGGAGGGACCGAUCGUUCAAGUCGAAGUAUGACUGGUGCCGCGCGUCGAACCAGACCAUCGACAAUCAAGCCCAGGCGUUGUGCCUUCCGUUGCUGCGGUUCAACGACCUAGAUCAGUGCAAAUUUUUCAUAAAGGGGAAGAAUAUCAAGACCGGCAAAGAGCCUUGCGGUGGAGCGAAGGCGCUCCGACCUAUCGCACCGUUCCUGCAGCAGCGGGAGGAGGACGUAUUUUGUUUGGUAGAACAUUCGGACAAUCUCAGGAGCCCCCGCGCGGCCGCCACCACCGACAGCCCAAGACAGCUCCACAUAGCAUGCAUGGGCCUCUGGCCGUCGCACGCGCGAGCGUGGCGUGGGAUGCUCGCGGGACUGUUGAGCGCCCACUGGCACGGAGGCUCGAUGAAGCACAGCCCUGCAGGGCCGGAAGUUGCCAACCGUGACGAUGGCAGCGAGGCCAUGACCGCUGGUGAUGGAUCUCGACGGGACGCUCUCCGGCAGACACAGACCAAUUUGCCCGACCAAGCAAACGGUCGUACGCGGCAUCCUUUUCCGAAGCACAACCUCAACAAAGCUCACAUGAAUGAGGUCAAAACCUGGCUGAUCGACGAGAUGGGUUACGACAAGGCAGCUCGGAGGUGGCACUGGAACAGGGUACAGGACGUUGCAGAGCGGGAGAACCAGAAGCUAGAGGACGCCGCUUGA
Messenger RNA from Didymosphaeria variabile, 1146 nucleotides. RefSeq lists its product as uncharacterized. The coding region runs from base 1 to 1146 and encodes 381 amino acids. Lineage: Eukaryota; Fungi; Ascomycota; Dothideomycetes; Pleosporales; Didymosphaeriaceae. The transcript has 2 exons. The record is from RefSeq and is a predicted model, not a curated record.